Messenger RNA from Halteromyces radiatus, 740 nucleotides. RefSeq lists its product as uncharacterized. NCBI's taxonomy places the organism in Eukaryota, Fungi, Mucoromycota, Mucoromycetes, Mucorales, Cunninghamellaceae. The coding region runs from base 125 to 415 and encodes 96 amino acids. The transcript is spliced from 2 exons. The record is from RefSeq and is a predicted model, not a curated record. Gene Ontology annotation, molecular function: metal ion binding.
UACUACUACUACUACUACUACUACUACUACUGCCACUGGUGCUACUGAUGCCAUUGCUACUGAUACUACUUCUGCUACUGCUACUGUCUCUAAUGGGGAAAAGAAACGACAUACUAAGAAGCGCAUGACUCGUUUGGAACAAAUCGAUCAACAACGUCAAAAUUAUGUACCUACUAUGAAAUCUAGAUGUAACUGGUGGCCUAACUGUACCAACAAGAAUUGCAAAUAUCAUCAUCCUCAUCAACCUUGCAGAUAUGGUGAUAUGUGUCUUUACAAUGAACGAUGUAUGUUCUUACAUCCAUGGGAUUAUGAAGAACCUGUUCGACAUUCCAAACAGCAACAACAACAACAACAACAACAAUAUCAACAAUAUCAAUAUCAACAAUUAUCUCAAUAUACAAGCAACCAAGAAUAAUGAAUGAUUCCUAUCGUUUCCCCCUUUUCUUUUUAUAUAUUGUUGUUUAUUGAUUUCAUUUUAUACACCUGUUAUUAUUUGUUUCUUUUUACUAUCUUGUUUUAUUUAGCUCCCUCCCCUUUACAUCUUUUGUGAAUAUAUUUCUCUCAUGUGAAUAAGUUCAUCCGACUGGUACACCUUCUCAUCCUGUCAUCCUAUCACUCUCAUACAAAAAAAAAAUCCCAUCCUUGUCCAGCCACCUCCCAAAAUAAACACAUCAUAUACAUCUUACGCCAUUCUUUACAGUAUAGUAUAGUAUUACUUUUUUUUUUUUUUACUCGAAAUA